Molecule: messenger RNA, 4632 nt
Organism: Fusarium tjaetaba
Lineage: Eukaryota; Fungi; Ascomycota; Sordariomycetes; Hypocreales; Nectriaceae
Product: metal resistance YCF1
Exons: 6
Coding region: 1-4632 (1543 amino acids)
Biological process (GO): transmembrane transport
Cellular component (GO): membrane
Molecular function (GO): ATP binding; ABC-type transporter activity; ATP hydrolysis activity
Source: RefSeq, a predicted model, not a curated record
AUGGCUCUCUACAAUGAGCAACAGGUUCUCUUCGAGACGGGCUCGUUUACCGGCUUCCGCCCGCUGCGAGAGCUUGGUGCCAACUAUCUCACUACCGGCCCCUUCAAGCAACCUCUGUGUGGGAAUUCGGAAGGAUGGGGGCCCCUUAGUCCUCAUCGCUAUGAUUUCACACCUUGUUUUAUCGACGUCUGGAUCUCUGCUGUGUCUGUCUUUGGUCUUCUCUUUGGAUCGCUCGCUGUCUGGUGGCUGCUCGCCAAGAAGCAGAAACAAGAGGGACAGACCAAGAAUGCGCACUUCUACAUCAAGCAGUCCCUCCUCGCCGUCAUCAUCGUCGACGUCAUUGCUCAGCUUGUCGUUCAAAUCGUCUAUAUGCCCCAUAUCUGGUAUGGCGAUUUCCGAGUCUUGACAACCUUCUUGACCAUUCUGUCACUAUUUGUCGUUUUCGCUAUUCAAUGGGUCGAGCACUCGCGCAUUCGAUAUCCCAGCGGCGUCGCCCUGUUCUACUGGCUCUUCCUCCUCAUAUCCUUCGGCGUCAAGCUCCGAUCUCUUAUCUCGCAGCAAAUCUACGACUCCAACCUACCUUACUUCAUUAUUUACUGCGUCGGAGUUGCACUGUCUCUUGUAGAGUUCCUUGUGGAGUGGCUGUGGCCCCGAACUUCUCGCCCAAGUGGAUAUGAAGCCAUCGAGGAGGAGGAGGAAUGUCCCGUUGAAUAUGCCAACGCAUUUUCUCAGCUCGCCUUCUCCUGGAUGACACCAAUGAUGCAAUAUGGCUACAAAGUGUAUUUGACCGAAGAGGACCUCUGGGCUCUGGCCAAGGAUGAUCAGACCAAGAACACUGGCUCUCGCUUUGACCAAGCUUGGCAAUAUGAGUUGGAACACCAUAAGAGCCCUUCGCUGUGGAGAGUUUUGUUCAAGGCAUAUGGCGGUCCUUACUGUGUUGCUGCGAUCUUCAAGGUUGCAAAUGAUGUCGCCCAGUAUAUUCAGCCCCAGCUCCUUCGGCUUCUCAUCUCUUUUGUGAAGUCCUACGAGGAAGACAAUACUCCUCAGCCUAUUAUCAAGGGCGCUGCCAUCGCUUUGGCCAUGUUCGCGUGUGCGGUCCUGCAAACCACCAUGGUUCAUCAGUACUUCCAGCUUGCCUUUGUGACGGGAAUGCGUAUCAAGGGUGGUCUGUCUUCAGCCAUCUACCGCAAGUCCCUGCGCCUGUCAAGCGAGGGCAGAGCUUCAAAGAGCACCGGUGACAUUGUCAACUACAUGGCGGUUGAUGGCCAACGUCUACAGGAUCUUACCCAGUUCGCUCAGCAAAUUUGGUCUGCGCCAUUCCAGAUUAUCAUCUGCAUGGUUUCCCUCUAUAAUUUGCUAGGCUGGUCUAUGAUGGCGGGCGUUGCGGUCAUGAUCAUUAUGAUGCCAAUUCAAGGAUUUGUCGCUCGCAUUAUGAAAAACAUGCAAAAGGAGCAGAUGAAGAACAAGGACGCCAGAAGUCGUUUGAUCAAUGAGAUCAUCAACAAUAUGAAGAGCAUCAAGCUGUAUGCUUGGGGCUCUGCCUUUAUGAACAAACUCAAUUUCGUCCGAAACGAAAAGGAACUGAAGAACUUGCGAAAGAUUGGUGCCACCCAGGCCUUUGCCAACUUCACUUGGACUACUGCGCCUUUCUUCGUCUCGUGUUCGACAUUCACCGUCUUUGUUCUGACCCAGGAUAAGCCCCUCACCAGUGAUAUCGUCUUCCCUGCAUUGGCCCUGUUUAACCUGUUGACCUUCCCUCUUGCCAUUCUUCCAAUGGUCAUUACCUCCAUUGUCGAAGCCUCUGUCGCCAUUGGACGUCUCACCAGCUUCCUUACUGCUGAAGAGCUUCAGCCCGACGCUAUCACCAUUAAGCCUGCCCCUGAGCAACUCGGUGAAGAGAGUAUAAUUAUCCGUGAUGGUACAUUCUCUUGGAGUCGUCACGAGAACAAGCCCGCUCUGGUUGAUAUUGAUUACACCGCUUACAAGGGAGAGCUCUCAUGUGUCGUUGGCCGUGUUGGUGCUGGCAAGUCGUCUUUCCUUCAAAGCAUUCUCGGUGAUAUGUGGAAGGUUAAGGGCAAUGUCGAAGUACGAGGAACUGUUGCCUACGCAUCGCAGCAGACCUGGAUCCUCAAUGCCACAGUCAAGGAGAACAUCAUCUUUGGUUAUAAAUAUGAUGCUGAGUUUUACGAGAAGACUGUCCAGGCGUGUGCUCUUUUGGACGAUUUUGCACAGCUUCCAGAUGGAGACGAAACUGUUGUUGGCGAACGUGGUAUCUCCCUGAGUGGUGGUCAAAAAGCACGUGUAUCACUAGCUCGUGCUGUCUAUGCUCGUGCGGAUAUCUACCUACUCGAUGACGUUCUUUCUGCUGUUGACUCCCAUGUUGGCCGUCACAUUAUCGACAAUGUACUUGGAACUCGUGGCUUGCUGGCUUCAAAGACUCGCAUUCUUGCGACCAACGCCAUAGCUGUCCUUCGUCAGGCCAGCUACGUGUCUCUCCUCAAGGAUGGCCAGAUCAUUGAACGUGGAACAUACAAGGAAUUGGUUGCUCAGAAGGGUCUUGUUGCCGAACUUCUCAAGACGGCCGGACACGAGUCUGGCAAUGCCAGCAGUGAACCUAGUUCCAGUGCUUCAAGCAGCAAGGCUGCUACAAUCAUCGAGACAGACUCCAGCCAGGCCAAGGAAGAGCUUGAGGAGGCACAGGAACAGGUCCCCGAGAUGGCUCCCAUCAAGACCAGUGCUGGAGCCAAGCCUCGCUCGAGCAGCAUGGCAACACUGCGCCGCGCCAGCACUGCAAGCUUCAGAGGGCCACGAGGCAAGCUGACAGACGAGGAAAUCGGUGGUUCGUCCAAGACCAAGCAAACCAAGGAGCACUUAGAGCAAGGCAAGGUCAAAUGGUCUGUCUACGGUGAAUACGCCAAGAUGAACAACCUUUAUGCCGUUGCUCUAUAUCUCCUCAUGCUUAUUGCUGCACAGACUGCCGGAAUCGGUGGUAAUUUCUGGCUUGAGAAGUGGUCCAGAGAAAACCAAGAAAAGCAGUCGAACGCUAAUGUUGGCAAGUAUCUCGGAAUCUACUUCGCUUUUGGUAUCGGAGCGUCCGCUCUCACUGUCGUUCAGACCCUUGUGCUCUGGAUCUUCUGUUCCAUUGAGGCAUCAAGGAAGCUUCAUGAGCGCAUGGCCAACGCUAUCUUCCGCUCUCCCAUGUCUUUCUUUGAUACAACGCCUGCUGGUCGUAUCCUGAACCGUUUCUCGAGUGAUAUCUAUCGUGUUGAUGAGGUUUUGGCCAGAACUUUCAAUAUGCUAUUUGUGAACGCGGCCAAGUCAGGCUUCACAUUGGUCGUUAUCUCAUUCGCCACACCACCAUUUGUCGCAUUGAUCAUCCCUCUAGCCCUGACUUACUACUACAUCCAGAGAUAUUACCUCCGAACAUCUCGAGAGCUCAAGCGACUCGACAGUGUGAGCCGUAGCCCCAUCUAUGCACAUUUCCAGGAGUCCCUGGGCGGCAUUUCAACCAUUCGGGCAUUCCGACAGCAGCAGCGAUUCGAGCUCGAGAACGAAUGGCGUGUGGAUGCUAAUCUCCGUGCUUACUUCCCUUCGAUCAGCGCCAAUCGCUGGUUGGCCGUUCGCCUCGAGUUCAUUGGUGCUGUGGUCAUUCUGGCUGCCGCUGGCUUUGCCAUCAUCGCCGUCACAGGCGACAAGCCCAUCCAAUCCGGUAUUGUCGGCCUCGCCAUGUCAUAUGCUCUGCAGAUCACGACUUCGCUCAACUGGAUCGUUCGGCAGACUGUUGAAGUUGAGACCAACAUUGUGUCAGUAGAGCGUGUCCUCGAAUAUGCAGCCCUACCAAGUGAGGCACCCGAGAUCAUCGCCAAGAACAGACCCCCUGUCUCGUGGCCUGCUAAGGGUGAGGUUGAUUUCGUCAACUACAGCACCCGUUACCGUGAGGGUCUGGACUUGGUGCUCAAGAAUAUCAGCCUUGACAUCAAGUCGCAUGAGAAGAUCGGUGUCGUGGGCCGCACAGGUGCAGGCAAGUCAUCUCUGACUCUCGCCUUGUUCCGACUCAUAGAACCGGUAACGGGUCAUAUUGGUAUUGAUAAUAUUGAUACGUCUUCCAUCGGGUUGCUCGAUCUGCGCCGAAGACUAGCCAUUAUUCCUCAAGAUGCAGCGCUCUUUGAAGGCACUGUUCGGGAUAACCUCGAUCCUGGCCAUGUCCAUGAUGACACUGAGCUUUGGAGUGUGUUGGAGCACGCACGAUUGAAGGACCACGUUUCGAGCAUGGAUGGUGGGUUGGAGGCCAAGAUUAACGAAGGAGGCUCCAAUCUCUCACAGGGUCAGAGGCAACUCGUCUCGCUCGCUCGCGCAAUGCUCACCCCGUCCAAUAUCCUGGUAUUGGACGAGGCAACGGCUGCAGUCGAUGUUGAGACCGACGCUAUGCUGCAGAGCACCCUCCGAUCACCCUUAUUCGCUAACCGCACCAUUAUUACCGUUGCCCAUCGUCUCAACACCAUCCUGGACAGCGAUCGUGUGGUGGUGCUCGACAAGGGUGAGGUGGUCGAGUUUGAUAGUCCGGCCGAGCUGUUCAAGAAGCAAGGUGUAUUCUACGGGCUUAUGAAGCAGGCUGGGCUGGAAGUUGAAUAG